Molecule: messenger RNA, 13400 nt
Organism: Coregonus sp. 'balchen'
Lineage: Eukaryota; Metazoa; Chordata; Actinopteri; Salmoniformes; Salmonidae
Source: the annotation of a GenBank genome assembly
AGUUCUACCGUUCCUGUUAGACAUACUGUCCAUGGUCCCCGCUGGAGCUCAGGUGUUUUCUCUGAGUGACAUGUAUGGCACCAUCAACUCUCCGAACUUUCCAGAACCCUACCCUAAAGAGGCCGAGGUCCGCUGGAACAUCAGCGUUCCCGACGGGUUCCAAAUCAGACUUUACUUCCUGCACUUCGACCUAGAACCCUCCUACCUCUGUGAGUACGACUACGUCAAGGUAAGUGAAUGGUGACUCUGUGUGUGCGUGCGUGAAUCCGUGCGUGCACCUGUGUGUGUGUGUGGCCAGCCAUCAGCCAUCCACACAGAGUGAAUGCCUCGAAAAGGGACAGACAAUGUCCCACAUGGAUUUAGUUCAGUUAAUGAUGAAUUUCAAUUAAUAUGCAACUCCCCUGACAUAAACAUUUGUAUCCUUGGAAGAUUUUUAUUUUUUUAAAUAGAUUAGCCUGCCUGGCACAAUAAACCCUGGCAUAUUGCUAAACUAUUUGGCAUUUGUUUGUCCCUGAGAAGGUGCACAGGUUUAGCCAGCCAAGGAUGUCAGUGUUUCAGCAUGGGCCAAUGUAAUAGGCUAUGCCGGUGAAGAGAUGGAUGAUGUGCCAGGCUGCAUUGGCACAGGAGCCGGGUCGCAGCAGGUGCCAGUUCGGGUUGGUUUGCCAGGCUUUGAUGCCCGGCCCAUCUCUUGAUUUCUAAGAACCAGAAUUCUGCCAGAAUGGUUGCAACUUCUGAACAGGGUUUACCAUGGCAACAACAUAAGGAACUGUGGUGUGGAGUGCUCUUACUGCAGCAAAGCAUUCGGGAUAAAUGCUCCUUUCCCUUUUGUGUCUCUGCUAUGUCUGACACAGUAUCUUCGGCCAUGGUCUGAUUCUACCCUUUUCCCGAAGUGUGCUCUUGUACACUUUAUGACCUGUUGUAAAACUGUGCACAUUAAAACUCCACCCGGAAAACGCACUCCAUUCGCCUUUUCUAGACACUAUAGCGCCCUUUAUUUCCUGUGUAAUUUGGCAAUAUUGGAAUUAGGCCACGGCAGUUUGUAAAAGAAAGAGCAAUGGCAUAUUUGAUCACAUUUCUGUAGAGGUGUGGACAGAAUGUUUUGAUGUUUUGCAGUGACUUUUUCAAACUAAACAUGCAUGCUGCUUAUAGCAAGUGCCUGUCCACACAUUCUGCAAGAUUGAUUGUAUAUUGGAAACAAUUUCAAGUAGGCUACAGCCCACAUUUCUAUGCAAACGAUGAAUUGUUGUUUUAAUAUUUUGUUUAUCUAUAGAUUAUUGUGUUUCUAUGUCCUGCCUUGGUAUAGGCUCUGAGAUUAAAUCGGCUUAUGAUGUUGCGCUCCUAUUGCACAGCAAUACUGUAGCCUACCCAUACUGUCAAAUAUGUUACAUACUGUAUGCUACCAGUCUAUCUACUGUGUUGGCAGAAUGUUAACAAAAAAAAUCAAUUAUUUAUGGGCUGUUUCAGUUUCUGAAAGAGAAACCAAUGGCACAUUUUUGUGGACCUGUCAGCAGAAUGUUUGACUGAAACCAUGUUUUACAUUGACUUUUCCCCCAACCUAAAUAUGCUGGACUGCUCACGAGUUCUGAAACAUUGUCUAGGCUACUCAAAACAAAUUGAAAUUACAAUGAGCUAGAGUAGUAGCAUACAUACUUCAAAGUAAAAUAUCUACUUUCUUGAUGUUCCCCUGUUAAAAUUGUCAAUAGGCUAUAAACUGAGCUGCCUAUGGGAUCACAUACAGCAAAACUUGAAAUACAUAGCCUUCAGAAAGUAUUCACACCCAUGUACUUUUUCCACAUUGUGUUGUGUUACAGCCUGAAUAUAAAAUUGAUUAAAUUGAGAUUUAUUUGGUCACUGGCCUACAGACAAUACCCCAUAAUGUCAUAGUGGAAUUAAGUUUAAAAAAAAAUUAAAUUAAAAAUUAAAAGCUUUAAUGUCUUGAGUCAAUAAGUAUUCGACCUCUUUGUUAUGGUAAUCCUAAAUAGGUUCAGGAGUAAAAAUAUGCUUAACAAGUCACAUAAUAAGUUGCAUAGACUCACUCUAUGUGCAAUAAUAGUGUUUAACAUGAUUUUUGAAUGACUACUUCAUCUCUGUACCCUACACAUACAAUUAUCUGUAAGGUCCCUCAGUCAAGCAGUGAAUUUCAAACACAGAUUCAACCACAAAGACCAGGGAGUUUUUCCAGUGCCUCGCAAAGAAGGGCACCUAUUAGUAAAAAUACAAAAAGCAGACAUUGAAUAUCCCUUUGAGCAUGGUGAAGAUAUUAAUUACACUUCGGAUUGGUGAAUCAAUACACCAAGUCACUACAAAUCUACAGGUGUCCUUUCUAACUCCGUUGCCGGAGAGGAAGGAAGCUGCUCAGGGAUUUCACCAUGAGGCCAAUAGUGACUUUAAAACAGUUUGUGAUAGGAGAAAACUGAGGAUGAAUCAACAACAUUGUACACUGAACAAAAAUAUAAAUGCAAAAUGCAACAAUUUCUAAGAUUUUACUAAGUUACAGUUCAUAUAAGGAAAUCAGUCAAUUGAAAUAAAUUCAUUAGGCCCUAAUCUAUGAAUUUAACAUGACAUACAGAUAUGCAUCUGUUGGUUACAGAUACCUUUAAAAAAAGGUAGGGCGUGGAUCAGAAAACCAGUCAGUAUCUGGUGUGACCACCAUUUACCUCAUGCAGCGCGACACAUCUCCUUCGCAUAGAGUUGAUCAGGCUGUUGAUUGUGGCCUGUGGAAUGUUGUCCCACUCUUCAAUGGCUGUGUGAAGUUGCUGGAUAUUGGCGGGAACUGGAACACGCUGUCGUACACGUCGAUCCAGAGCAUCCCAAACAUGCUCAUUGAGUGACAUGUCUGGUGAGUAUGCAGGCCAUGGAAGAACUGGGACAUAUUCAGCUUCCAGGAAUUGUGUACAGAUCCUUGCGACACGGGGCUGUGCACUAUCAUGGUGAAACAUGAGGUGAGGGCGGCGGAUGAAUGGCACAACAGUGGGCCUCAGGAUCUCGUCAUGGUAUCUCUAUGCAUUCAAAUUGCCAUAGAUCAAUUGUGUUCAUUGUCCGUAGCUUAUGCCUGCCCAUACCAUAACCACACCGGCACCAUGGGGCACUCUGUUCACAACGUUGACAUCAGCAAACCGCUCGCCGAUACAAUGCCAUACAUACUGUUUGCCAUCUGCCGGGUACAGUUGAAACCCAGGAUUCAUCCGUGAAGAGCACACUUCUCCAGCAUGCCAGUGGCCAUCGAAGAUGAGCAUUUUCCCACUGAAGUCGGUUGCCAAACUGCAGUCAGGUCAAGACCCUGGUGAGGACUACGAGCACGCAGAUGAGCUUCCCUGAGACGGUUUCUGACAGUUUGUGCAUAAAUUCUUCGGUUGUGCAAACCCACAAUUUCAUCAAUUUCAAGAAGCCGAAUGUGAAGGUGUGGUUACACCUGGCCUGCGGUUGUGAGGUUGGUUGGAGAAACUGUCAAAUUCUCUAAAACGACGUUGGAUGCGGCUUAUGGUAGAGAAAUGAACAUUUAAUUCUCUGGCAACAGCUCUGGUGGACAUUUGGACAUUUGUGCAGUCAGCAUGCCAAUUGCACUCUUCCUCAAAACUGGGAAGAUCUGUGGCAUUGUGUUGUGUGACAAAACUGCACAUUUUAGAGUGGCCUAUUAUUGUUCCCAGUAAAAGGUGCACCUGUGUAAUGAUCAUGCUUUUAAAUCAGCUUCUUGAUAUGCAACACCUGCCAGGUGGAAGGAUUAUCUUGGAAAAGGAGAAAUGCUCAUUAACAGGGAUGUAAACAAAUUUAAAGAAAUAAGCUUUUUAGAACAUUUCUGGGGUCUUUUAUUUCAGCUCAUGAAACAUGGGACCAACAAGUUACAUGUUGCGUUUAUAUUUUUGUUCAGUGUUAUUACACCACAAUACUAACCUAAUUGACAGUACAGAACAAAAAUAUUCCAAAACAUGCAUCCUGUUUGCAACAAGGCACUAAAGAAAACUGCAAAAAAUUUGGCAAAGCAAUUAACGUUUUGUCCUGAAAUUGAAAGUGUUUGGUGCAAAUCCAACACAACACAUUACUGAAUACCACUCUCCAUAUUUUCAAGCAUAGUGGUGGCUGAAUCAUGUUAUGGGUAUGCUUGCAAUCGUUAAGGACUGUGGAGUUUUUCAGUAUAAAAGAUAAACGGAAUGGAGCUAAGCACAGGCAAAAUCCUAGAGGAAAACCUAGUUCAGUCUGCUUUCCACCAGACACUAGGAGAUUAAUUCACCUUUCAGCAGGACAAUAACCUAAAACACAAGGCCAAAUCUACACUGGAGUUGCUUACCAAGAAGAAUGUUCCCGAGUGGCCAAGUUACAGUUUUGACUUAAAUCUGCUUGAAAAUUUGUAGCAAGACUUAAAUGGUUGUCUAGCAAUGAUCAACAAUCAAUCAACAAUUAAUUAUGUAAAUAAUAAUGGCCAAAUAUUGUACAUUUUGCAAUGGUUAUGAAAACCAUAUACAGUGGCUUGCGAAAGUAUUCACCCCCCCCCCCCCCCCCCCCCCUUGGCAUUUUUCCUAUUUUGUUGCCUUACAACCUGGAAUUAAAAUUGAUUUUGGGUGGGGGUGUAUCAUAUGAUUUACACAACAUGCCUACCACUUUGAAGAUGCAAAUGUUUUUUCUUCGGAAACAAACAAGAAAUAAGAAAAAAAAAAAAGAAGAAAAACUUGAGCGUGCAUAACUAUUCACCCCCCCAAAGUCAAUACUUUGUAGCGCCAACUUUUGCAGCAGUUACAGCUGCAAGUCUCUUGGGGUAUGUCUCUAUAAGCUUGGCACAUCUAGCCACUGGGAUUUUUGUCCAUUCUUCAAGGCAAAACUGCUCCAGCUCCUUCAAGUUGGAUGGGUUCCACUGGUGUACAGCAAUCUUUAAGUCAUACCACAGAUUCUCAAUUGGAUUGAGGUCUGGGCUUUGACUAGGCCAUUCCAAUACAUUUAAAUGUUUCACCUUAAACCACUCAAGUGUUGCAUUAGCAGUAUGCUUAGGGUCAUUGUCCUGCUGGAAGGUGAACCUCCGUCCCAGUCUCAAAUCUCUGGAAUUUCCCUCAAGUAUUUCCCUGUAUUUAGCGCCAUCCAUCAUUCCUUCAAUUCUGACCAGUUUCCCAGUCCCUGCUGAUGAAAAACAUCCCCACAGCAUGAUGCUGCCACCACCAUGCUUCACUGUGGGGAUGGUGUUCUCGGGGUGAUGAGAGGUGUUGGGUUUGCGCCAGACAUAGCGUUUUCCUUGAUGGCAAAAAAGCUCAAUUUUAGUCUCAUCUGACCAGAGUACCUUCUUCCAUAUGUUUGGGGAGUCUCCCACAUGACUUUUGGCGAACCUUUUGUUUGCUUAUUUUUUUCUUUAAGGAAUGGCUUUUUCUUGCCACUCUUCCGUAAAGCCCAGCUCUGUGGAGUGUACAGCUUAAAGUGGUCCUAUGAACAGAUACUCCAAUCUCCGCUGUGGAGCUUUGCAGCUGCUUCAGGGUUAUCUUUGGUCUCUUUGUGCCUCUCUGAUUAAUGCCCUCCUUGCCUGGUCUGUGAGUUUUGGUGGGCGGCCCUCUCUUGGCAGGUUUGUUGCGGUGCCAUAUUAUUUCCAUUUGUUAAUAAUGGAUUUAAUGGUGCUCCGUGGGAUGUUCAAAGUUUCUGAUUUUUUUUAUAAUCCAACCCUGAUCUGUACUUCUCCACAACUUUGUCCCUGACCUGUUUGGAGAGAUCUUUGGUCUUCAUGGUGCCGCUUGCUUGGUGGUGCACCUUGCUUAGUGGUGUGGCAGACUCUGGGGCCUUUCAGAACAGAUGUAUAUAUACUGAGAUAAUGUGACAGAUCAUGUGACACUUAGAUUGCACACAGGUGAACUUCAUUUAACUAAUUAUGUGACUUCUGAAGGUUAUUGGUUGCACCAGAUCUUGUUUAGGGGCUUCAUAGCAAAGGGGGUGAAUACAUAUGCACGCACCACUUUUCCGUUAUUUAUGUUUUAGAAUUUUUUGAAACAAGUAAUUUUUUUCAUUCCACUUCACCAAUUUGGACUAUUUUGUGUAUGUCCAUUACAUGAAAUCCAAAUAAAAAUCAAUUUAAAUCACAGGUUGUAAUGCAAAAAAAUAGGAAAAACACCAAGGGGGAUGAAUACGUUUGCAAGGCACUGUAGCCUGUGCCUGUACUUUCAGACUUCAACUCUUACUUUUCUCUUACGUAGUUCACUUUUAGCUGGAAAGUCACUUUCAUAUUUCUUGUGAACAGUUUUGAAAUGCCUCUCGACAUUUCCCUUCUUAGCAAGAGCUACGUUUGAAUGGCAGGUCAGACACACACAUUUUGAAUUUGUUGUGGUGAAAAAAUAAUCUUCCUCCCACUCACUGUGAAAGUGGUAGGUUUUCGGUUUCUUGCUGAUUGGUCCAGCACUCAUAUUAAAAACGUAACCGCAACUUCAUAGAAAAAAAGUAGUAAAAACAACUACCACUGGAACAACAAAGAAUAUUCUGUUACAGGUCUGUUACAGGUCUUGCAAGCUUGGAAAUGUAAACAUACUAACUGCAGACGGUUGCUAUGGUAGCGACAGUUUGGAAAACAAAUGUAGCAUCUAGUGCCGCAGGUUGGUCCAAUUUUAUGUCAGUCAAGCAGUUUUUAAAAAUAUUUUGCUGUGCGGUAAUAUUCGAGAAAGAAGCUAACCUGUAAGCAAAGCAUACGGUGCUUCAGAGCUGUGGACCUCAUUAUUUUUAAACACGCUCGAUGGUAACGCUGUGAAUUGCCAAAAUAAUAUACUUUUAUGCGGUCUACUAGAAAGAAUUUGGCGAUCAACCAGUUGACCGCGAUCGAUGUCCUGGGCACCAAUGGUCUAAAGUUUGCUUGGAGGAAAGGACAUUCUCACGUCAAGUUAAGUUUUCAUAAUUGCCGACUUUUGCGGGAAAAUUGGGGCACGCACAUUUUGGGGUAUAUUUUGUAUGUACAGUAUGCACGGUUUAUAAAUGAGGCCCCAGAAGCACCAAUCAAAUGCUUUUCAAUGCAUGAGGAAGUGAACGGUAGAGAAUCGGAAUGCAACCAGAGUAUCAUUACAUCCCCUAUGAGAACCAGAAAAUAGCUGAGAGAGAGUGCCAAAUUGUAUACAAUUGUAUGGAUGAUUCUUCUGCUAAACAAAUCUCCUGCUGGGGGUAAUCAAGUUACACUAAUGUUGAGGGGCUGUGUGUGUGUGUAGGCCUGUAUGCGUUUGUGCUGUGUGUGUGUGUGUGUAAGCGAGAAAGACAGAGCGAGAGGGUGUGUGUGUGACAGACAGACAGACAGGCAGGUCAGCGUGUUGGUGUCCUACCGACGGCGUUAAUAGCAUGCAUUCCACUGCGACUCUGAAGCAUUCACUUCCCACCAAGCUCAUAUUCAUAUUCAAAUAACGCUACAGGGCACCACUGCAACACUCCCAGCGGCACACCAGCUGCCAGAUACAAAAGGACAACAGAGGGACCAGAUGACUGCUUUCUCACAAAGCAAUGCAUUCUUGUCUGUGUUUUAUAAGGGGGAAAGGGGGUGGUUUUGUGUGUGUGUUUUUGAUCUUGGGUCAGUUUGACAUUUUCCCCACUAAUGGCUAAGGUUAGGAUUGGAUCUGUAUCUAGGGGAAACUUUACCGCAGCAUAAGUAGCCUCCCAAUUCCCACUGCCAAAUUCACAGCUCAUCAAUGAGGCUCUUUUGGUGAAGUUCCUUCGUGAGAUGUCUGCUUGAAUUCCACCACCUUCGCCAGACCCCCACCUCCUGGGGUGCAGAAUGCAUAGCGAUCCUUGUGCAUGCACACACACGCACAGAUGCUCGCACACACACACAGACACAUAACACUACUCAUCUACCCACAGUUCUCAGUCCUGCGAACUGCGACAGACACAGAUAACAUUGUGUUGUCCUCUUCUUGAAUGAAGAUGUACUGUAUAUGUCUGACGCUGAUCUGUGAGUGUGUGUGCCUGUGUGUUUGUGCAUGUAUGCUUGCACAUUUACAUCAGAGUGAAUAAGCACACAAUGGAAGUGUUUUGUAAUAUCUGUGGUAUAACUGUGAUUGUUGCUUUGCUUGUAGUCGUAGAAAUUCUCUAGUGUUGUUCUGUGGUAUUGGGGCUGUGGUCAGAGUGUGCCUCUAACUCCCACAUGCUGCUCUGUUGUAGCUGGGGUUAACCGACCGUUCACUGACACACUCAGUGUAAACAUGCUAUCAGAGAGCCAGAUAAGACUGGUGUUCUAAAAAGUGUGUGCGUGUGUGUGCGUACAUCCGUGUGACCACACACAGAUGGUGAAACACAGGGGGGAUGUAUUUGGAAUGGAUUAAUUAGUGGACAAAAAGGCCAUUUAGAGGAAAUCAUUAGAAAAGGUCAACAAAGACAUUCCACUAAAACAUUCCAAUAUUAAUCUGAAAUGCGAUUUAUGAAAAGCUUUACAUGAGAAAAUCAAGUCAAUAGCUGAUAUAGGGGGCAAUUAAUGUCAAUGUCAUGUACUGUAGGCCUACAUAUUAUUGUGUGUGUGUCUGCAUAUGUGCAGCUGUAUGUGUAUGUGACUUUGUGCUCACAAGUCCAUUCUACUCUUUCUCUGCAGGUGGAGGCUAAUGGAGAGGAGCUGGCAGCGUUCUGUGGGCGCGAGGACAGCGACACAGAGCAGGUCCCAGGAGAACAGGUCAUAAGCUCCCCUAGGAACUCCCUCAGUGUCUCCUUCCGGUCCGACUUCUCCAAUGAGGAACGCUUCUUGGGCUUUGAGUCCCACUACAGCGCUAUCGGUGAGCGGCCUUUACUAUCACUUCCAUUCAUUGUUAGCUAGUGGUCACUAAAGUUUGUUGAAGUUUGUAGUGGCUGUUUAAAGGAAACCGGACCAUGGAUGACAGUUUCUCCUGGCCCAUAGACUACUUUGUGUGAGGAACAUUAAAACAUAAAAAUCUGUGUUCUUCAAUACUGGUCCAGGCUAGACCCAUAGGUUGUUCAGGCUUUUGUUGCAGCCCAGCACCAAUAGGAUAUAAUAAAGUUAAUUUGUAUUCUAUUUUAACACAGCUAUUCAGCUAAUCAAGGGUUAGGUGAUUAGUUGACUCAGGUGUGUUAGUGCAGGGCUUGAACAGAAAGUCUUUCUCUCUCUCGCUCUCUCUCUCUCUAGAUGUGGAUGAGUGCAGGGACAGGAACGAUGAGGAUCUGGCCUGUGACCAUUUCUGCCACAACUACAUCGGUGGCUACUACUGCUCCUGUCGCUAUGGCUACCUGCUGCACUCUGACAACAGGACUUGUCGAGGUAUUGUUUACCUUGUCCCCACAGGUUCUAGGCUUUUCAUCUUUGUAAAGUACACUUGGGGAUACUAAAGAGUUCCUUUUUUAUGACACGCUCUCACGCCGUGUUACACACACAUUGUGGCAAUUGUUCUACCUAACUGUAUUUGUGAAUAACUACCAAUUAUUAUGCAUUAUAUAUUUAGGAUUCCCCAUUCCAACCCCCUUCCCUACAUGCCAACCAAUUUUGAUGUUAAAAUGUGUAUUGUGUAUCGAUAAUACAUUUGGGGAGGGGGAAACGUAAAGUGUUUAGCAGCUAAUGCUCUGGGAAAUAUGAAUUUGUUUACGAAGGCAGUACGAUUCCAAUCAGAUCUUUUCCCCAAUGUGUUAACAGCAAAAACCAUGUGGAAUCUAAUCUUUGAGUUCAAAUUUAUUGCAAUUUCAUAUGUGGUUCUAAAUCCCGAAACAAUUCUGAUGUUUCAUUUGUUAUAUUAUUAAGAACAGUCAUGGGAAGCACAAAUAGAACACCACAAAUCACCCAGAAAAACAGCUACAUUCCUCAAUCAAUACCUUAAAUUGCCCGAACGGAACCAGAGCAUUAAGAUUUAUCUAGCUUGAUGGAGACCCUAGGAACCUCAAGAGUUAACCAAUCCUGUGAAAGGGUUAGGCAACUCAGGUGUCUAUACUUCAACAGUAAAGUUAGAUAAGACUGAAGUUUAUGAAGUAGGGCCUUGUAAACAAAAAGGGCGCAAUGAAGAAGUCCAGCCAACCUUUUGAUACAGGAUGCAGUGACGAGUAUCAAAACUGUAAUCUGUAACAAAACUAAGGGUGCUAUAGUAGAUGGCAUCCAAAGGUUUAAGAGUAGUAACAGCUGCACUUUGAUAAAUAAUAUCACCAUAAUCAAGAACAGAUAAAGGUUGACUGAAUAAUAUGCGUCCUACUGCUUAGAGAAAGGCAUGAUCUGUUUCUGUAGAAAAAGACAACAUUUAAUCUUAGCUUCUUAACCAGGUCAUCUAAGUUUUUUAAACGUCAAAUCCAUAUCAAUCCAAAUGCCAAAGUAUUUAAAUGAAGGGAACACGCAUAUACUGUAACUAAUUUUUCAGGAUGUCAUCAACAUGUAAGUGGGUAAAAACCUAGAGAAUAACAAUAACAAGGUCUGCCCUGAAAAAACAUGACUUUUUGGCAGAAACAGGAGACUUAAAAUCAUAUAAAAUGUUAUUUGCCACAUGCUUCGUAAACAACAGGUGUAGACUAACAGUGAAAUGCUUACUUACGGGCCCUUCCCAACAAUGCAGAGAAAAAAAAAACAUUAUAAAUAAUAUAAAAAUAAUAGCACAAGGAAUAAAUACACAAUUAGUUGAUUCCAGACUUGAUGCAUCGGUGCUGCUUGACGUGCGGUAGCAGAGAGAACAGUAUGACUUGGGUGGCUGGAGUCUUUGACAAUUUUUAGGGCCUCAACAAAUAAGCCUUCCUCUGACACCGCCCGGUAUAGAGGUCCUGGAUGGCUGGGAGCUCGGCCCCAGUGAUGUACUGGACCGUACGCACUACCCUCUGUAGUGCCUUGCGGUCGGAUGCCAAGCAGUUGCCAUAAUAAGCGGUGAUGCAGCCAGUCAACAUGCUCUCAAUGGUGCAGCUGUAGAACUUUUUGAAGAUCUGAGGGCCUUUUUCAGCCUCCUGAGGGAGAUGAGGCAUUGUCGUGCCCUCUUCACGACUGUGUUGGUGUGUGGACCAUGAUAAUUCCUUAGUGAUGUGGACAAAGAGGAACUUGAAGCUCUCGAGCUGCUCCACUACAGCCCCGUUGAUAUGGAUGGGGGCGUGCUCGGCCCUCCGUUUCCUGUAGUCAGCUCCUUUGUCUUGCUGACGUGUUGAUGUGAGUCAUGACCAACCUUUCAAAGCAUUAGAUGUGAGUGCAGCGGGGCGAUAGUCAUUUAGACAGAUUACCUUGGCAUUCUUGGGCACAGGGACUCUGGUGGUCUGCUUGAAACAUUUAGGUAUUACAGACUGGGUCAGGGAGAGGUUGAAAAUGUCAGUGAAGACACUUGCCAGCUGCCCAGCGCAUGCUCUGAGUACACGUCCUGGUAAGCCAUCUGGCUCUGCGGCCUUGUGAAUGUUAACCUGUUUAAUGGUCUUACAUCGGCUACGGAGAGUGAGCACACAGUCGUCCGGAACAGCUGGUGCUCUAAUGCAUGGUUCAGUGUUGCUAGCCUCAAUGCAAGCAUACAAGGUAUUUUGUUCGUCUGGUAGGUUUGCGUCACUGGACAGCUCGCGGCUGGGUAUCCCUUUGUAAUCCGUGAUAGUUUGCAAGCCCUGCCACAACCGACGAGUGCCUGUUUGAUGGUUCGUCAUAGGGCGUAGUAGGAUUUCUUAUAAACGUCCGGAUUUCCUUGAAAGCGGUAGCUCUAGCCUUUAGCUCAGUGCGGAUGUUGCCUGUAAUCCAUAACUUCUGGUUGGGAUAUGUACGAACGGUCACUGUGGGGACGAUGUUGUCGAUGCACUUAUUAAUUAAACCCGUGACUGAUGUGGUAAACUCCUCAAUGACUUGUAUUGGCCCUCCUGUAGCUCAGUUGGUAGAGCAUGGCGCUUGCAACGCAAUUGUUGUGGGUUCGAUUCCCACGGGGGGCCAGUAUGAAAAAUUUAUGCACUCACUAAUUGUAAGUCGCUCUGGAUAAGAGAAUCGGCUAAAUGACUAAAAUGUAUUAGGAUUAGGAACUGGAAUUCCUACUUAGUCAGUUAAGGUCGCAUUCCCUUUUAGAUUUAAUGGAUUCAGAAUUGUUAUGCAAAGUAGGCAACUGCCACACACUUGAUUGGGCCUAAUUCUGGCAUAAUAGGCCACUACACUAAGGCCUCUAUGCUUGGCACUCAGCAUUAAGGAGAUGGAUUGGGGGUAAGGCCCUGUGAUAAACUAGCAUUUUGUCCAUGCCGGGUGUGUACUUGUACAUCAAGCUGCCUCGCACUACAGAAACUGGAGAUUUGCUCCUGCCCUAUGGUCUGUUUUGGCUUGGACAAGGCUACUUCCACUAGGCUAUUUGUUAUGGCAGGUUGCCUAUUUUGAAUGCACUGGGUGAUGUAGGAGCUGAUACAGGUGCAGGUGUCCCGGUUCGAGGACAAGGAGAGAGACAUUAGUUUGCGUUUUAGAGAGUGUUUGAGCUCCAAUUUUUUUUAUCCCUUUAAAUCAUCCACAGGGUAUUGGACACACAGAUAACAGAAAUAAAAUGGAUAAUGCUGGAGAGGUUCUUUACAACUGCCUGGAUUGUUUGUCACUGAACUAAAAGACAAAGGAACUCAGGUAUUUAACAAGAGAAAUUGGUUGCAGGUGUGCCCAGAGCUGCCCAAAAGCCUGUAUAACAUGGGAAGCCCCUUUUGAGGACUGAUUUCUACACAUCUCCAUGGCUCAGAGGCACCUGCAAUUAAAGGGACAGUUAACAAAAAAGUGUGAGAAAAAUGAGAGCCUUUUCUACACUAUUAGUACUAGAUUCCUUGUUCUGUGCCACAGGACCAAGUGAAUGGGUUAUAUUGUGGACCAACACUGACCACAUGUCAUCACCCUUCUAUGGCACCUCUGGGACAUUAAGCAACCUUCGACGCACCCAAAUCCUGUGUGCGCGUGUUUGUGUAUGUGUGUGUGUGUGUGUGUGUGUGUGUGUGUGUGUGUGUGUGUGUCUGUGUGUGUGUGUGUGUGUGUGUGAGCGCCCGCGCACAUGCAUUUGUGCAUGAAUACGUGAGUGUGUGUGUUAUAGUUAGAAAGGUCUGUUUUGUAUCCGUUCACUCCCUCUAUCUAUCUCACUGAUAGCCGUCACUGAUUGAUGACAAAUAUUUACAUUCAAGCAGCUGAAGAUAUGUGAAAAAUGUCUGUUUAGUUCAGAGAGUUACAGUAUGUGUUGCAGAUGCUAAAAUCUUCUCUUACUGUACACAUUCACACCUCUCACUGGAAAUAAAAUGUGUGUACUAUGCACGGUCUAUAAAUGGGUUAUUACAGUAUGUUGUGUGUGCAUGGUGGAUGUUCAUAAAAGUGUUUAUCACACAUGAUCAUAAAUCCUAUGUUAUUAGUGUGUGCUUGGAAUGUAUUGAUUAAGUGUGUGUGUGUGUGUGUUCCAGUGGAGUGCAGUGAUAAUGUGUUUACCGAGCUGUCGGGGGUGCUCUCCAGUUCCGACUUCCCCAACCCCUACCCCAAAAGCUCCGACUGCCUGUAUCACAUCGAGCUGGAAGAUGGUUUCCUGCUCAGCCUG